AUGCUUAGUCCGGAAAAGUAUAACGAGAAGGUACUCGCGUUCCUGGCAGAGCGUCUAACAGAAGAAAGUCUGUACGAUUUUCUAGUUACAGGGCUAGGCAUUCAAGAGUCGAGAGUUAUUGCUGGAAGUCAUCUUGAUGUCAAGCUCACGCAGGAUAUGGAGAAGGAAAAUGGGAUGUCGAUAGAGACGGCUUCCGAGCGUUUAGGGCUUAACGAAAGAGGCAUUUGGAUUUUUAAAAGACCAGCCUUUUUCUAUUGGGCCAAACACGCUGAAUCAAGCAUAUUGGCGAAAGGGAAGGCAGCCCACGCUAAACCAAGCUCAGUGGUGGAGGGGAAGACAGCCCGCGCUAAAUCAAGCGCAUCGGCGAAGAGGAAGCCAAACUAG
Peronospora belbahrii is the source of this 384-nucleotide messenger RNA. NCBI's taxonomy places the organism in Eukaryota, Oomycota, Peronosporomycetes, Peronosporales, Peronosporaceae. The record is from the annotation of a GenBank genome assembly.